This is a messenger RNA of Papaver somniferum (opium poppy), 1535 nucleotides long. Its product is annotated as phosphoglycerate kinase, cytosolic-like. The transcript is spliced from 6 exons. Bases 70 to 1332 code for a protein of 420 amino acids. Lineage: Eukaryota; Viridiplantae; Streptophyta; Magnoliopsida; Ranunculales; Papaveraceae. The record is from RefSeq and is a predicted model, not a curated record. Gene Ontology annotation, molecular function: phosphoglycerate kinase activity; ADP binding; ATP binding. Gene Ontology annotation, biological process: gluconeogenesis; glycolytic process. Gene Ontology annotation, cellular component: cytosol.
GACUAGGGUUUGGUCUCAUUCUGAGAAAUUAAAAUCGAAAUCGAAAUCGAAAUCAAAAUCAAAAUCAAGAUGAUGAUUGAUCCAAGAGUCCGGUAUAACACGGAGAGAAUCAAAUCGAUGUUUAUGGAGCUGCCAGCAAAGAAAAAUGUUGGUGAUUUGAAAGAAUCUGAUUUAAAAGGGAAAAAAGUACUGGUUAGGACUGAUUUUAAUGUUCCUUUGGAUGCUAAUCUCAACGUUACUGAUGAUACUAAGCUUAUCAAUGCUCUUCCUACUCUCAAUUACUUGAUUAAUUAUGGAGCUAAAAUUAUUAUCUGCAGUCAUCUUGUAGCCCCUCAUGGUCGUAAGUACAGCUUGAAGCCUGUUGUGUCUAGACUAUCUGAGCUCCUUGGAGUCGAUGUUGAAAUGACAAAGGGAUGUAUCGGGAUGAGAGUUCACAGUUUGGUUUCCAGAAUGCCAAAUGGAGGUGUCGUACUCCUUGAAAAUGUGAGAUUAUACAGAGGAGAAUUGAAGAAUGCCCCUGCCUUGGCGAGGAUACUAGCAUCUUAUGCCGACCUCUAUGUCAAUGAUUGUUUUUUAACUGCUCACAGAACUGAUGCUUCCUCGGUUGGAGUCACCAAGUUCUUACGGCCAUCUGUGGCUGGUUUCCUUAUGCAGAAGGAACUUGACUAUCUUAUUGGAGCUGUAUUGAAACCCAAGAGGCCUUUUGCUGCCAUUGUUGGGGGUAUUAAGCUCUCACGGGAGAUAAGAGUAAUUGAAUAUUUGCUGGAGAAAGUUGAUAUCCUCAUUUUGGGUGGAAGAAUGAUCUCCACAUUCAACAGAGCCAAUGGCUUACCCGUCGGAUCAUCCCCUGUUCAGGAAGACAUGAUUGAUACAGCAAAGUCAAUUAUCGAGAAGGCUAAGGUCAGGGGAGUGGUUCUUCAUUUACCAGUUGAUGUUGUGAUUGCUGACCAGUGUGCACCUGAUGCGAGCUGCAAGACUGUAGCAGCAGCUAGUGUUCCUGAUGGUUGGAUGAUUUUGGAUAUUGGUUCGGAUUCAAUCCAGGCAUUCAAUGCAUCUCUUGAUACAGCCAAGACUGUUUUACUUCAUGGUUCGUUAGGAGUUUAUAAUUUUGACAAGUUCGAACAUGGAACGGAAGCAAUCACCAUGAAGUUGGCUGAGCUAACUGGAAAGGGUGUAACAACAAUUGUUGCAGGUGGUGAGUCAAUUAAAACUAUCCACAAACUAGGUUAUGCUGAAAAGGUAAGCCACACCUCAACAGGAGGGGUUUCCAGUGAUGGGCUAUUGGAAGGAAAGUUACUUCCUGGUAUUUAUUCUUUAGAUUCAGGUUGUUGAUGAUAUUGUCUUUUGGAAAUACGUUUGGAAGAUACGAUUGGUUGAUAUUUUGAACUGGGAUAUUUAUCAGUUUAUGUAGGAUCUGAGUAAGUAAACACGGUUUUUAGUUUCGAUGUUAACAAAUGAUAUUUUGAACUGGGAUAUUUAUCAGUUUUUAGUUUCGAUGUUAACAAAUGAUUUUCUAUCAAAUGUAUUUCUUCUAU